AUGAAGUUCACUCUCGUCACCUCCGCCCUCUUCCUGGCUACCGCUGCCAUGGCCGCCCCCGAUGGUCUUGACGUAAACUCUAUCGUUUCUGAGGCAGAGGGUAUCGCCUCAACCGCAGUCAACGGCGGUGAAUCUAUCGGCUCCGACGUCGCCGACAAGGCCACCUCCAUCUACGAAGCUGCCAGCACCGGCGGCGCUGCCGCCGUUUCAUCCCUCCGCAGCGACGCCUCAGAGGCUGCUUCCACCCUCACCGGCGAUGCCGCUUCCGCCGUCUCUUCCAUCACCAGCAAGGCUGACUCCAUUGCCUCUGAGGCUACCAGCCGUGGCGAUUCCAUUGCUUCCGAGGCCAGCAGCCGUGCUGCUACCUGGGCCUCUGCCCAGACCACUCUGACCGACUCUGCUGGCUCUGCCACUGCCACUCAGUCCACCACCCUCACCAGCCAGAUCACUGGAACCAACACUGGCUCCGCUUCUGCCUCCGCUUCUGGCUCUGCCAGCACCACUGACAACGGUGCCUUCGCUCGCCCCACUGCCGUUGGUGCCGCCGCCGCCGGUAUGGCCGGUGUCCUCGGUAUCAUGGCUGCCCUGUAA
This is a messenger RNA of Penicillium salamii, 591 nucleotides long. Lineage: Eukaryota; Fungi; Ascomycota; Eurotiomycetes; Eurotiales; Aspergillaceae. The record is from the annotation of a GenBank genome assembly.